CUGUUUUAUUAUGGGUUACAUUAUGACUUACUGCACAUAACUUACUGAUGCUGUCCGUCAACAUCCCGUAAAAUUAACGCCUGGUUUGUGAUAUGGCUUUUAUGUGAUCCUUUUCAAAAUUAUCAAUAUUCAACAAAGUUGGUAAAAUCAUUCAAGGAUUAUGGAAACUUCUUUGUUAAUAGAAGAUCCUCUUGCUGAAGAUCUUGAGCGUAAAAAGCAAGAAUUACACACAGCACAUCGUCAGAUAGAAAAUUUAUCGGCAAAUGUUCGCCAUCUUGAAGAUGAAUGCAAUGACCUGCGAUCAGAACUGGAAGAACAGCGACGAAAACUGAGAGGUUCUUUAAGUGAAGACAAGAUGAAGAGUGAUUUGAUGUACAGACAGCAAAUAGAAGAUAUGCAGCAGUGUCUUGAGGAAACACAAGCAUCAGAGAAAAAAGCCAAAGAAGAUGUUAUCUAUCUGGAGAAAAGACUGAAGCAUCUUCUAGAGACAGCUGUGUCAGUAGAUACCUCAGCCAGAGAUAAUGAUGAUGAGAAAAUUACUUCCCUUCAAAUUAGAAUAUCUGAACUUGAGGAUGAAAAGGAAUUACUUAAAUCUCGGCUAAUAGAAGCUGCUGUAGAACUUCAGAAGAUCAAUGAAGAAAAUUUACAGUUGAAACAAGAUUUAAAAGAAAAAGAUGAAGAAAUAGAAUGCAUGGAAAUGCAAUACACUUCACAAUGUAAUAUGUAUGAGAGAUUGCGUGAGGAAAAUUUGGAGCUGCGGGCACAGCUGGAGUCAGAAGCAGGGCAGGUGGAUACAGGGAAGAAAGGAAACUCUCUUUUUUCAGAGGUUGAUGAUCGGAGAGUUGUUGCUGAGAAAAAAAUAGUGAAGCUAGAGACCAGCAUUGGCCAGCUAGAAGAGCAACUCACUAAAGAACAGAAGGAAAACAAAAGGUUAAAGCAACAAAUUUUAUUGCUAAGACAAACCGCUGGCAAAGGAUAUGAUAAAGAAAAAGUUGAAGCUUUAAAACGUGAAGUGGAGGCUAAAAUGAAAACAAACAUUCAGCUGACUGAGGCACUGUACAAGAAAGAGACUUCUCUCAAGACUACAGUUGUGCAAGACAUUCCAAUGCCUAACCUGGAAGAAGGCAGUGAUAAAGACAGGCUGUACAUCAACUUCCUGCAGGGUAUCAUCAAGCAAACAAAGAAACAGCUGGAGGAAGCACAGAGUGAAUGUAAACAAAACCACCUCCAGCUGAUGAGGACAGAACUUCAUCUGAGUGAAGCCAAGAAUGAGAUCAUGACACUGAAACAUGAGAGAGACCAGUUCAGGGUGAUGACCUCCCACCUCAACAUGACCAUACAAGAGAUGCAGCACAAGUAUGAGCCAGAACGCUUUGCUCCACCUUCAAAAGAAAAGGUUAAGAUCUCCCUCUCAGAGUCCCAUCAAGCCAAUCAAGGAGGGGCUCACUCCUCCACACAAAACCUCAUGACCCCACUUGACCCAAGUACACUGUUUGACCCACCUAGUAACACCAAAGAAAACAUGCCAGUUAGGGUCAAUGACCUGUUUGGGGGGAAUAAAAGCAAGUCAGUGAGGAUGAAGAAUGAAGUCAGUGUCCUAUCAUCCCAGGGUGACCAGACAGUUAAAACUUUGAAACCUGACGGGAAAGGUAACAUUCUCAAGGCACAGAAUGGAACUGGGAAGUAUCGUAAUGUUACUUACAGCGAAGUGACAGAAAACGCAGCUGAAUGCAAACAACAGUAAAUUUAUUGUCAUCUUAAUCUGUGAAUUCUGUUAUAUUUUGUGUAUAGAUUUAAUUUUAUACACAAACACUGAAAAUUGGAAUCUAUGGAGAAAAAAAUUAAUACUUUUACAUCUGAAGAUUUACAACUGGAUUCCGAGUUAGGAUUGGGGUGGUGAUUUUUUAAUUCUCACCCCACCAAGUUAUGUGUUCAAUCUGUUGGUCCUUAGAUGAUCCUGUUCACCACUACCACUAACCCAUCAAGGUUCAACACCAGAUGGUAGAUAAAGGUAGAUUUACAAGGACCUUGAACCCUUCACUUAAAUUAUAAGUUUAUUGGACUAACAGGGAACUUAGUUUUGGGAUAUUACCACACCUUUCUCAUUUUGACAGAUUCCUUAGUACAGUUCUAACAACCUUCUAGAAAUAAAACAAUCAGAGGCUCUUAUUCCUCAUAACAC
This is a messenger RNA of Physella acuta, 2182 nucleotides long. RefSeq names its product protein Spindly-like. The record is from RefSeq and is a predicted model, not a curated record. Lineage: Eukaryota; Metazoa; Mollusca; Gastropoda; Physidae.